CACUUCCUCCCUCUCUCUGUCUCUGACGGCCGCAGAGGCUCACAGCGGCUCACGCGGGCCGGGAUCUUUUCAGGAGAACGUGCGCAGCUCCUCACGCGCUGCCAUCUGCGUUAAAGAACUGAAGGUGGACUGAUUUGAAGGUGGACUGAUUUGAAGGUGGACUGAUUUGCUGGCGAAUUGCAAACCUGUUUUCAGAGAGAUACAUGAGUUAUUGUUGACGUUUUGCUAAAGUACAAUGAGAACACUUUUGGAUUGAGGAAGACCUCUGAAAAAAUGCUGAUUCAGAGGAUCUGGUUGCAGAGCGGUUGCUAGGUCGCAGCUGUGUGUCAAGGCAAGCAUGGAACGAGAGGGUUCGUUUAGGAGGAGCCUCCACAGUAAGCUGAGGUUGGGAGGCGGCUCAUCCUCCAGCCUCACUGACCUCUCGCAGGCGAAAACCUCAGGAGGUGGAGGAGGGGAUAAGGGAGGACUAGCAGAGGAGUGCAGCAGGGACAAAGGGACCCAGCAGAGGAGGGCCGGAGCCAACGCCACCUGGAACGGUAUCCACAGCGCAGUGAUAUCAGUUUUCCAGAGGAAGGAUCUUGGGGAAAAUGAGCUCUACACUCUGAAUGAAGGUGUCAGGCAGCUGCUGAAGACAGAGCUGGGCUCCUUCUUCACAGAGUACCUUCAGAACCAGCUGCUCACUAAGGGGAUGGUAAUACUGAGAGACAAGAUCCGCUUCUAUGAAGGUCAGAAGCUUUUAGACUCCCUGGCUGACACAUGGGACUUCUUCUUCUGUGAUGUUCUGUCAAUGCUGCAAGCCAUCUUUUAUCCUGUACAGGGAAAGGAGCCGUCUGUGCGUCAGCUGGCUCUGCUCCACUUCAGAAACAUCAUCACCCUCAACCUGAAACUGGACGAGGCUCUUUCUCGACCGCGAGCCAGAGUUCCUCCUUCUAUCAUACAGAUGCUGCUAAUACUACAGGGAGUCCAUGAAUCUAAGGGUGUAACUGAUGACUACCUUCGUCUGGAGUCUCUUAUUCAGAAGGUGGUCUCUCCGUACCUCGGGACUCAUGGCUUAUAUUCCAGAGAUGGAUCUUCUAAUUUGCACUGCUCCUCCUGCCUUUUAGAAAAGCGUUUACAGCGUUCCUGGCCCUCCAAACCAGGUAACUCUCCUGCCGCCAAGAACCCAGUGGUACGCUCCAAGAGCUACAACGUUCCCAUGCUGACCCCUGUGGUAGAGUACGACGUCGACUCCUCCACAGGAGGCACCGCAAGUAUCAGACGACACUCAGUCUCUGAGAUGACUUCCUGCUUGGAGGAGUCAAGCUCUGUGGCCGAAUCGACAACCAAUAACACCAGCACAUCCAGCCUCGCCAGCCAUUCUCCAGCUUCAGGAGCCUCUGCUGCACUUUCAGACACUGUGACCACCAGCCAGGAUCCCCCGCCCACAGACUCUGACAGUCCUGCAGGUCCCCUCCCUCUCCAGCCCCAGCAUCACUCCCCCUGCAUCCUCCCUGAGCCGUCCCCAGCUGAGGACACUCUCUGCACAGGCUCGCUGGUGUCAGACUCCUCCGCGUCCUCCAGAGUCCUGGCUCAUGACACUAGCUCCGGUCCCAGUCCUGCAUCCAGUCCAGAGAUCAUGAUAGACAACGUCCUGGAGUCUUUGGACUCUGAGCCAGAGCACGACGGCAUCUUCCUGGACUUCUCACGCCGCUGUUCAGUAGGGUCGACACACAGCAGCGACAGCAACAGGCAGAGUGUGGUGUGACACAUACACACACACAAUGCUGAGCCGUGACUGACAUUCCUCACACCCUGCUGUUUUAUGAAGACUCCAGAUCAUCAGGGAUUCCUUUAAACUGAAUUAUUUUUCUACAAGAUGUGAUUACUCCUCCAAAGUCUAACCUCAUUAUGUUCAAACAUCAGGUGGAAACAUCAGCACUGACCUGACAAUCUACAAUCUUAUCAAAACUAGACCACACAGGAUUUCAUCUCUCAGCAAUACAAAUAUAUAUUUUUAAGAAUGACCACUUUGAGACAAACACUGAGCCGGUGAUGAAAACACAUCCUCGAGGUAUUUGCACACGCCGAAGAAUGAAAACGUUUCAGUCAUGUAAUGUAUCUCUUCAAGACUGGGGCUAUUGAAUAUCUUUAGCCGUCAAAUUCACACUUUUAACAUUUCAUUGUGUAACAAACUCUCCAGUUUAACCAAUGAUCCUGCUAUAUUGUUGGUUGAACUCAAACUUGUGUUAUCAUUUGAUGAUUAAAAUAUUGAUUUGAAUUUUG
This is a messenger RNA of Labrus mixtus (cuckoo wrasse), 2262 nucleotides long. RefSeq names its product proline-rich protein 5-like. The coding region runs from base 338 to 1744 and encodes 468 amino acids. Gene Ontology annotation, biological process: TORC2 signaling. Gene Ontology annotation, cellular component: TORC2 complex. The transcript is spliced from 10 exons. The record is from RefSeq and is a predicted model, not a curated record. NCBI's taxonomy places the organism in Eukaryota, Metazoa, Chordata, Actinopteri, Labriformes, Labridae.